This is a messenger RNA of Thunnus maccoyii (southern bluefin tuna), 3604 nucleotides long. RefSeq names its product Golgi phosphoprotein 3-like. Gene Ontology annotation, cellular component: Golgi cisterna; cytosol; trans-Golgi network. The transcript has 5 exons. Bases 388 to 1269 code for a protein of 293 amino acids. NCBI's taxonomy places the organism in Eukaryota, Metazoa, Chordata, Actinopteri, Scombriformes, Scombridae. Gene Ontology annotation, biological process: retrograde vesicle-mediated transport, Golgi to endoplasmic reticulum; Golgi organization; Golgi to plasma membrane protein transport. Gene Ontology annotation, molecular function: phosphatidylinositol-4-phosphate binding. The record is from RefSeq and is a predicted model, not a curated record.
CGGGGUAGCUCAUGUCUUACUAAGAUGAGCCAAGCUCACUCUGGCUCCCCCAUAGGUCGCACCCUGGUGUUACACUGUGAAGAGAUGAGUUCAACUUCUAGAUUUACAAUUUUCCCCGAGGCGCAUGAAGGCAACAGGGGAGAUGCGUUCACGGUCAGUUCAGACCUCAGACCUCGUUCGACGUCACUGCCACUUCCACCAUGUUGGAUCAGGAAGUGGGCAGAGUCGAAGCAGGAAUGCCGAGCCGAGCUUAACGUUAACGACCGUCUUUACUCGAUCGGUCGACCGUUUUUCACCUUUAACACUCAGGUUGUACACUGUGUCGCUUUCUAGCUGGUCGAGGUAGGCGCUUUUCUCCGGAUUUGAUCGGUUUUUGCAGCAUCAGAUAUGACUUCUCUCGCGCAGAGGACCUCCGGCCUCGUCCAGCGGAGGACCGAGGCCAUCCGCAGCGCCGCCGCCGACAAGGAGCGGGAGUCCGGCGGGGAGGAGGACGACGCGCGCCGCGGGGACGAGGAGGAAGACGACAAGGGAGACUCAAAGGAAACCAGACUCACACUGAUGGAGGAAGUGUUGCUCUUGGGCCUCAAGGAUCGAGAGGGCUACACGUCUUUCUGGAACGACUGUAUUUCCUCCGGUCUUCGUGGGUGUAUGCUGGUCGAGCUGGCCCUCAGGGGGAGGCUACAGCUGGAGGCCUGCGGCGUGAGGAGGAAAAGCUUGCUCUCAAGGAAGGUGAUCUGCAAGUCAGAUGCCCCGACGGGAGAUGUGCUACUGGAUGAGGCCUUGAAGCACAUUAAAGAAACCCAGCCUCCAGAGACUGUUCAGAGCUGGAUAGAGCUGCUCAGUGGAGAGACCUGGAAUCCCCUGAAGCUGCACUACCAGCUGAGAAACGUCAGAGAACGUCUGGCAAAAAACCUUGUUGAGAAAGGCGUUCUCACCACAGAGAAACAGAACUUCCUGCUUUUUGACAUGACCACGCAUCCGCUCACCAACAGCACCAUUAAACAGCGCCUCGUCAAGAAGGUCCAGGACUCCGUUUUGGAGAAGUGGGUCAACGAUCCUCACCGCAUGGACAAGCGGAUUCUGGCCCUGAUCCUCCUGGCCCACUCAUCCGACGUCCUCGAGAAUGCCUUCGCCCCACUCCAAGACGACCAGUACGACCUGGGCAUGAAGAGAGUCCACACCCUGCUAGAGCUGGAGCCGGAGAAAGAGAGCGCGAAGCCCAACGCCAAUGAACUAAUGUGGGCUGUGGUGGCCGCGUUCACUAAAUGAAAACACCUGAUUCGGUUGGACUGGAAGAUCUGGCUACGGUCUGUUAUUUAAUUGGUUGAAGGACUUCACUCUAAUAAGACAGACUUCACUCUAAUGAGACAAUCUAUUUUGGUUGGGGAGCUUGUUUGUACAUCUAUUUCGGAUGACAUUUUGGCGGUAGUCCAUAUUAACCCAGUGCAAUCUGAUUGGUGGUGGGCUUCACCAAGUCACUUUUGGUUGGUUGGAAUGGUCUCUAAAAUGACAAAUGACUGGCUGCUCUCACACAGCGAGGUAAGUUCUCUACCGCUGGGGAGCCGGAUAUACUUACGAAAAAAAAAACAUCGACACUACAAACAGACAGGCUUCUGUUAUGUUAGAUGACAUCAAUGAACAAAGCAGGUGACAGCAGUAGUCAUGGUGAAUAUGAAGAUUUUGACUGGGGCCAAGUUUCCCUUCCACACACAUCAUCUCUCCGUUACUACAAGAUCUGGCCAGAAUCAAACCCUGGUCUCAUCUCCAUACUCUCUCUCUCUCUCUCUCUCUCUCUCUCAUGCAUAUGCAAGGAUAAAAGGAUAGCUAAUCACACAGCUAUCGAUAGUCUCCUGCUUCCACCUGUUGGUUCCCGACUCGUGUUGGGAGUACAUGCUGAGGGUCACUGUUAGAAUAGACUGCCUGGAUGUCUUCUGAUUCGCUCUGUCUCCUCUCCUCUCUUUGAAUCCUCCUUUCUUCUUCACUCCCAUUUUUUUGAGGAGGAAAGAGAGGACCCAAAUAAACGCUCCUGCAUCAUCAAGCGUGAGCCGGGUAAUUUGGCCCUUUUUAUAGACCUAAAUGAAGAAUUAAAUCUUGAGUCUAGCAAAACUCUUUAUGUUAUUAGUUUCCUCUUUCUUGCAAACUGUCUCACUCUGUAAGCACAGGGUGAGAUCAGUCUUCCAUUUCUAUUUAUGUUGCUAAUCGAUGCUUGGGAGUAGCCUGCCAUUUAUCAACUAUUUUGCACAGUCAAUAGCCCUGUAUGUAGGAUGAUAUUUAUAGGGAUUUUUUUGUUUGUGAAGAUGAGGUUAAAAAUGAUAAACCUUAGCAACCACAGUAUAAAUAUCUCACAUAUUUUGUCUACAGCUAUUUACUUCAUGAAUACUUAAAAAUCAUUCCUCUGGACAUGUAGAAAAGCUUCUGCUCACGUUUUCCACGUGCGAGGCCCAGAUGUAGGAAAUACAGACGGUGAUCUAAUCUGCUCCGAUUUGGAUCUCUGUGAUGAGCCUGCACAAGGUUUACAGUAUGAUCUUCAGCAGUCGCUUAGACUUUACAACCGGGCUGGGAAAUUAGGUGAAGUUAGGCAAAAAGGCUAAUUUCACUUCAGAAAAUUUUAAAGGGUUGAUUCACCCAAAUCAUUUUUUUUUUUUUUUUUUAAAGAAAACACAUCUUCUCAGACAUACAGAUAUUCAUUCAUUCAUUAAGGGUUUGAGAUAUCUGCCUCUAUAGUUAUACAAUGAGAGUGAAAGGAAUUUCCUUUUAAGAUGCUCAUCAGCAGGAAAACACUCAGAAGGAACAUUUCUUUCCAGUCAGUUUUCCAGUUACUCUAAAUAAUACACAGACCUCAGUGCAAAUAGCUUUCAUGAACAACAUGAAGACUUAAUAUAACUGACAACAGCAUGUUCUGUGGAUUAUAUCACCAGAAGCAAAUAGAGAGGUAAGUGAGAAAAUGUUUUUUUUGUUUGUUUGUUUGUUUUUUUUAUUUUAUUUGGGUGAACUGAUCCUUUAAGUUUCCCUCUUGCAAUAUAAUGUAUCUCUCAUUUUGUAUGUCAUGUCAUCAUUAAGUGUUAUUUCCAUGUUGUACUGUUUGAUACAUGCAGAUGAUGGGAGGGUUACUUGGGCCCCAGAUGAAUCCUUGUUAAAGAGUGAAACAGUUUGACAAUGAUGCAAAUCUGUUGGAGAAAAAAAACGAUCUCCAAAUAUGCUUUAGCGCAGGUCUGAGAAAACUUCUGUUUCAAUGUGAACGAAAUUAUGGUUGUGAGCAUCAUUCUGGUCUGAUCUACGUAUGAAGUUACAUCACCUAUUGUUUCAUGGCAGACGUAAAAAGUUAUGUCCUUUUUCUACCUAUAAACAAAAAACAAAACCUACAGGUAUGAGGAACUGUCGAGAUCUGUUUACAGCAAAGAGACCAUGCAUGCUAUUGGUGGAGGGCUGGGGUACUUGUGGAUUUAGCUAAAGAGGAAAGGCUUGUAUGUAAUUAUUAGUCAUUUUAUGUGUACGAUCUAAUUGAACUCAAUGAAAGGGAUCUUCUCUCCUAUCCUCUAUAAUUCUGUAUGCUUUUGUAUUACCACACAAAAUAAAGUAAGGAUCCUUUAAGUGCCUGAAUUUA